Lecanosticta acicola is the source of this 473-nucleotide messenger RNA. The record is from the annotation of a GenBank genome assembly. NCBI's taxonomy places the organism in Eukaryota, Fungi, Ascomycota, Dothideomycetes, Mycosphaerellales, Mycosphaerellaceae.
AUGGCGUUCUGUCUGAUAAUGGGAGCCCAUAGUAAUUCAUCCGAUGACGCGCCGGGUCAUCAGAGCUAACUCUGCGAUCAGCCUUCCAGUCCUUACUCAAAGGUUAUGAGAACAUCACAGUGCAAUGUCAGAACUGUGGGAACUUCAGCGGCAAGAUCAAGAAGCGAUGGUGAGCAAGCAUCUAGCUGCAGUGGACUCCAUCAAGGUAUUCGAGAGCUGACCGUAUUCGUAGGGAAUGGUUCACGGUCUGCUUCUUGCCGAUCAUCCCCUUCUCCCUCAAACCUUACCACGACGUCAGCUGCGACAUCUGCCGCUUCAACCAGGACAUCAAGUACCGACCCGACGUACAGCAACAAAUGAACGGAGGAGGUGGCGAACAAGGGCAAGGACAGAUACCGCUACAGAACGCGCCACAGGGAUGGAAUAGCGGGAAUCCGUAUGCGCAAACACAACAGCAGCCGCAGUAUAAGUGA